AUUUAAAGUUUAAUUUCAGUUUCUAAACUUCAAUUUUUUUUUAUUAACACUCAAAUUGACUCCAAAAAACUUAUUUUCCUUGCAAUUAAGUUCUCGAUAAAAUUAAUUAAGCCUUUCAAAAUCCUUAUUGAAUCCUUACUAAUUCAAAUUAGUAUUUCUUUACCCCAAAUAAAAUAUUAUCACCAAUAGGACCUUUUAUCAAUCAGAAUUGGGUUGCUAAUUUGUCAAUCUUGUACAUUCUAGUCCUCCAACUUUUUCAUUUGUUAUUUUGGUCUUUCAGCACCAACUUGUAAAAUUUUUUAGGCUUUUUUCAAGUGCAUCCUCUUGAAUUUUUUGGAUUUUUUUUCUAUAUUUUUUUGUGGGGUUAAAAAUGGGUAACAAUAGAUGCCCUCUCUUGUUGGGCAAUCUUUUACAAUGUUUACGAAGAAAAAAUCUUUCUUAAAAAAAUUGUUUGUGUUUAAUUUUUGAAGAUAUUAUUAUGAUUCAUCUAUAAUUUUUUUUGUUUCUUAUAGAUGAAUUUUAUUUUUAAAAAUAAAAAAUAUUUGUUUUUAAAUAAUAUUUAUAACAUGUCCGGCUUUGCGUAAUAUUUUUUCAUCUUAUUUUUCUCAAUUAGUUCCAUAUGUGUUUCUAUUUCUAUUAUCUUUUAUUGAUUUUAAUAAUCAAAUUCAACAAACAUAAAUAAGCAAAUAUCUUGUUUUAUAGGAUUAAAUAUCUUGAUCUAAGUUCAUUUCUUAAUUUUUAAAAUUUUUUUAUAGUUAUUGUUAAUGACUUUUUUUAUAUUUAUUUAUAAGGAAAGUUAUUGAUUUAUUUAAUUAGAUACUUGUAUAAACUUUUUAAUAUUUACUUUGAUUUUUUUUAUAUAAAAAAACACUUUGAAAUAGGGUAUAUAUCUUUUUUUUAAAAAAAGAAUGUCAUGAAACUAAUUAUUUGAAGUAGAGAAAUUUCAGUGCCCGUCGGUUCAUAUUUUAAUUGGAAGCAAUCAUAUGAAGAUGGGAGGGUCUGCUGCAGUGGGACAACAGACAGGGUGUUGGAAAUGGACUUGUGAAUCCGUUUUAGCAUUGCUGGGAAAAUGACUUGCAGGAAACCUAAGAUAUCAUCAUCAGAGGGCCAGCAGAGCUCUAGAAUGGAAGUGCUCUUCGCUGAUUAUUUCAAUAUUGAAGAAUGAUCUUCAAUCUUGAAAGGGCCCGCCGCAUAAUUAAUUUGAGUAACGUGUAUACCACCGCAUAAUUAAUUUGAGUGAUGACGUGCACGUAUUGAUUAUAUAUAGCAUUGAUUACCGGGAGAAUUCAACCAUUCUACUCGAUUUUCUAAUCCAAAUUAUGGUAGAUAAACUCCGAGUAAAUAGUAAAUCCUUGUUUUUGGAUAUAUAUUUGAUGAGAUUAGGGCACGUCAAUGGAGAUUGCUCAUGAAUAUAUAUGGAAACUUGUCCUAUUCCGAUUCGUCUACCAUAAAUUGUCCCAGUGUUAAUAUGUUUUCCAUCUUUAUUUCCUUUUCUUUUCGGGGGGACGACAACUUUUUCCUUCUUUCAUUAAUGGAAAUUUUGUCCUCACCAAACUCCAUGGAGCUCACCAGUCUUUGACUUGUUCUGUCACUCAGGCCACCAUUUUUAGAGGUUUCAUCCCCUUUUUCUGUCCUGUUUGAAACAGAAAGGCUUCCACUCCCCACCCUUCCAAUCCUUCUCCUUCCCUUUCGCUUUGUAUGGUCGGAGACAUCUACAGCAAUGGUUGUCAAGAAAAAAUCUAUAUCGUCUGCAUCUCCAUGGACGGAGAAAGGGAAGUACUCUAAAACCAACGAAAUACAUUACUCGUUUCUUAAACCACAGUUGAGACACGCUCUACUACUCUGUUUCUUGCUUUCUGUUUGGUUUGUUAUUCUAAGAUGUUUUCUCUUGUCCUCCUCCACGAGCGAAAACAACAUCGAGAAACUAAACGUAGAUGAAAAGGCGCCCAAGACAACAUCGAAAUCAUCUGCGAUAUCCAAGUGUGAAGGAGGAAUGUCAGUGUAUUUAUAUGACAUGCCCGCUGAGUUCAACAAGGGUUUACUUAAAGAUUGCAGCCAUCUAAAUCCUUACACUGACAUGUGUCCUCAUGUGGCAAAUCGCGGAUUAGGCCAACCACUCUCCUACAUGGCAGAGUCCGCCGUCGCCACCACAUGGUUUGCCACCCACCAGUUCAUUGCGGAGAUGAUUUUUCACGCUCGUAUGGAGAACCAUCCAUGUCGUGUUUUGGAUCCUAUAAAUGCCAAGCUAUUCUACGUGCCAUUCUAUGGUGGACUCGAUGCCUCAAGCAAGUUCCACGAUGCAAAUCUCACGGCACGCGAUGAACUAGCCGUCCGAUUAGCAGAUUAUCUCCGAUCAAAACCAUGGUGGGAGAGGCAUCACGGUAAGGACCAUUUCUUAGUCCUAGGAAGGACCGCAUGGGAUUUCUUGAGAAGAAAUAACAACUUUGGAAACUCUCUCCUAAAUCUGCCAGACGUGCAAAACAUGUCGGUGCUGACUGUAGAGCGAAACCCUUGGGAUCGAGUCCACAACCAACAUGGCAUCCCUUACCCUUCCUAUUUCCACCCGUACACGUCACACGAGAUGAUGACGUGGCAGAACAAGAUGAGACAAUCAAGUAGGCCCCACCUCUUCUCCUUUAUAGGGGGGCCACGUAGAGGAGUUGAGAAAGCUGCUGUAAGGGACGAGUUAAUAAGGCAGUGCAGCGAGUCAGGUCGAUGCAAGCUUCUAAAAUGUGGGAAAGGACCCAGUAAAUGCCAUUACCCAAUUGAGGUACUUAAGGUGAUGUCUCAGUCCCAGUUUUGCUUGCAAGCUCCCGGUGACUCGUUCACUCGGAGGUCAACUUUUGACUCAGUGUUGGCAGGUUGCAUACCUGUGUUUUUCUCACCUCACACUGUGUAUACUCAGUAUGAGUGGUUUUUUCCAGCUGGGGAUGCGAGAGAGUAUUCAGUUUACAUAGAUGAAAAUGCUUUGAAGACGGGAAAUGGAAGCAAAAGGGUAGUUAGCAUUGAGGAAGAGCUUUUCAAGAUUGAGAGAGAGCAGGUGGAGAGAAUGAGAAGCGCAGUAAUAAAUUUGAUGCCGAGACUCACCUAUGCACACCCUAAUGCGACUGAUCUAGGGUUUCAAGAUGCUGUGGAUGUUGCCCUUGAGGCAUUGUGGGCCAAGCGUUUAAAGUUGAACGUCUAAUCAAGGGAGCCUCCUGCCUUCAGUGUUAACUAAGAUAGUCGAAUCAGGUCUCCUUAAGGCAACACAUAGCGCAUUGUUUCUGAACCUUUAUCAUAUAAGGAUGGAGAUUAUCACAAUAUAUAGUUUUACUGCUUCAA
This is a messenger RNA of Populus trichocarpa (black cottonwood), 3321 nucleotides long. Its product is annotated as probable xyloglucan galactosyltransferase GT17. The record is from RefSeq and is a predicted model, not a curated record. The transcript is spliced from 2 exons. Lineage: Eukaryota; Viridiplantae; Streptophyta; Magnoliopsida; Malpighiales; Salicaceae. The coding region runs from base 1721 to 3184 and encodes 487 amino acids. Gene Ontology annotation, molecular function: glycosyltransferase activity.